AUACACAGCUAACGGUUUAAGUCAUACAAAAAUCAGAUCGGGUUCGCUAAACAAGCUAGCUAGCUAACAUCCGCUAGCUGAGCGUACUGUUUGCUAACCCGCCAUUCAGUUAUUCAUUUUUCUGGACAUUUUGCGGCCUGAUUUCUGCAGGAAUCAUAACCUUAUAAUAACUUAAACGACUUCAAGUUACAGACAUGUCAGCUGAUACCAAAAUUGCAGAGCUACUGACAGAGCUGCAUCAACUCAUCAAACAAACUCAGGAGGAGAGGUCACGCAGUGAACACAAUCUGCUCAACAUUCAGAAAACACAUGAAAGGAUGCAGACAGAAAACAAAACCUCGCCGUACUACAGGACCAAGCUGAGGGGACUGUACACCACAGCUAAAGCAGAUGCUGAAGCAGAGUGCAGCAUUCUGCGUCAUGCUCUUGAUAAAAUCGCAGAGAUCAAAUCUUUAUUGGAGGAGAGGCGAAUAGCUGCUAAGAUGGCAGGAGUUUACAGUGACAGCGAUCCUCCCAGGAAGACGAUGAGACGCGGUGUCCUGAUGACUCUCCUGCAGCAGUCGGCCAUGACGCUCCCUCUGUGGAUCGGCAAGCCAGGGGACAGUCCUCCUCCCCUGUGCGGAGCGACGCCAGCCAGCAGCGACUAUGUGGCCAAGCAGGGGGAUAAGGUCGCGGCGAGAGUGAAGGCUGUGGACGGAGACGAGCAGUGGAUCCUGGCUGAGGUCGUCAGCUACAGCCACUCCACCAACAAAUAUGAAGUGGAUGAUAUUGAUGAAGAAGGCAAAGAGAGACACACUCUGAGCAGGAGGCGCAUCAUCCCGCUCCCCCAGUGGAAGGCCAACCCAGAGACGGACCCCGAGGCCCUGUUCAGUAAAGACCAGCUGGUGCUGGCCCUCUACCCCCAGACCACCUGCUUCUACCGGGCCCUCAUCCACACUCCGCCACACAGGCCUCAGGACGACUACUCGGUGCUAUUUGAGGACACGUCGUAUGCCGACGGCUACUCCCCUCCGCUCAACGUGGCCCAGCGCUACGUGGUGGCCUGCAAGGAGAACAAGAAGAAGUGACCAAAGAACGGAAACCGAGACCGGAGGAGACCAAGAGACAACGACAAUGAAACCUGCUUUGGGAACAUCCGCGCUUCAGAAUAACACUAAUUUCCAUUUCAUCUGAACAGGGUUAGAGGAACAUCUGUCAAAAAAAAA
Messenger RNA from Myripristis murdjan (pinecone soldierfish), 1205 nucleotides. It is a transcript of the gene sgf29, whose product is annotated as SAGA complex associated factor 29. The transcript has 10 exons. Gene Ontology annotation, cellular component: SAGA complex. The coding region runs from base 195 to 1067 and encodes 290 amino acids. The record is from RefSeq and is a predicted model, not a curated record. NCBI's taxonomy places the organism in Eukaryota, Metazoa, Chordata, Actinopteri, Holocentriformes, Holocentridae.